CUCACUCUUUCCCGUACGCUGGGACUUUGGUUUGCUUAACUUGUAUCCUGCAAUGUUAAUGAGAAGAUGAACAAUGGAAUAUUCAGACCUUUCUUCUCGUCACGUGGCUUCCAUAGUUCCCUGAUCUCAUCCCAUCAAUCUUUUCCGCAAAACCUUGAUUUUGUUCUUCACUCUACCUCAUUAUCCGAUGCUCUGCAACAUCACAUCAACUCCGAGAAUCCUUCCCGCGGCCAAAACAUCCAUUCCCACAUUCUGAAAACUGGGUUUGUUCCAAACACCAAUAUUUCCAUCAAACUACUUAUAUUGUACCUGAAAUGUAAUUGUUUAAGAUAUGCACGCCAGGUGUUCGAUGAUUUGCGGGACAGAACUUUAUCUGCUUAUAAUUAUAUGAUUGGUGGCUAUCUGAAACAAGGGCGAGUUGAAGAGUCACUUGAUUUGGUGCAUAGGCUCUUAGUGUCUGGGGAAAAGCUUGAUGGGUUUACUUUUUCAAUGAUUUUAAAGGCGUCUACUUCCAGGGGUAAUGUUGCGCUGCUUGGUGAUCUAGGAAGAAUGGUACAUACCCAGAUACUCAAAUCUGAUGUUGAGAAAGAUGACGUUCUUUGCACGGCACUGAUUGACUCUUAUGUUAAGAACGGGAGGGUUGCUUACGCGAGGACUGUGUUUGAUGUGAUGUCAGAGAAGAAUGUGAUAUGUUCUACAUCCCUCAUCUCUGGUUACAUGAAUCAAGGCUCUUUCAAAGAUGCUGGAUGUAUAUUUCAGAAAACAUUGGACAAGGAUGUAGUGGUAUUUAAUGCGAUGAUUGAAGGCUACAGCAAAACAUCUGAAUAUGCCAUGAGAUCUCUUGAAGUUUACAUUGACAUGCAAAGGUUGAACUUUAGGCCAAAUAUUUCUACAUUUGCUAGCGUAAUUGGUGCUUGUUCCAUGCUUGCAGUAUUCGAAAUUGGGCAACAAGUACAAAGCCAGCUUAUGAAGACUCCCUUUUUUGCAGACUUAAAAUUAGGAAGUGCCCUUCUAGACAUGUAUUCCAAAUGUGGAAGAGUUAUAGAUGCUCGAAGGGUUUUUGACCACAUGCUUGAGAAGAAUGUUUUUUCAUGGACAUCUAUGAUUGAUGGAUAUGGGAAGAAUGGGUUUCCUGAUGAAGCACUUGAGCUAUUUCGAAAGAUGCAGAUAGAAUAUUGCGUAGUACCCAAUUUGGUGACUUUCCUUAGUGCUCUCUCAGCUUGUUCACAUGCUGGACUUGUGGAUGAGGGUUGGGAGAUCUUUCAGAGCAUGGAGAAAGAAUACUUGCUAAGGCCAGGGAUGGAGCAUUAUGCUUGCAUGGUUGAUCUGUUAGGACGAGCAGGGAGGCUGAGUCAGGCUUGGGAAUUUGUCACUAGAAUGCCCGAGAGACCCAAUUCUGAUGUGUGGGCUGCUUUACUUAGUUCGUGCAGACUCCAUGGUAAUAUAGAGAUGGCAAAAUUAGCUGCAAAUGAGCUCUUUAAGCUGAAUGCUGAUGGACGACCAGGGGCAUAUGUUGCACUAUCUAACACUUUGGCAGCUGCUGGGAAAUGGGAUAGUGUAAGUGAGCUUAGAGAAAUAAUGAAGGAGAGAGGAAUAUCCAAAGACACUGCCUGCAGUUGGGUUGGAGCUGAUGGUGUUUAUUAGCUCUUAUAAUGGGUGUAAAGAUGCAAAACGGCAUUUUUUAGUUAAAUGAGAUGAUCCCUGUUGAUUGCUUUCGUACAAUCAUGUCUUGUUGCAAACUAUAUAUAGAAAUAUGAAACAAUAUGUUCCAUGACGUGAAGAGGCAAUUGUGGUGCUAGGAGGAAAUUGCAGAAAGUAUGUUCAAGGAGUUUAAUCCCCAAUUGACCUGAAAAAGACAAAACAAAAAACAAACAAAUAAAAAUGAAGCUGCUGACUAUUUUGAACAUGGUUGAAGUCAAGUCCUGCUGCUUAGAAGAGAUACGUGGUUUUGCUGUAGGUACUCAUUGAUUCUCAUCUGAAACUGAAUGAUUAGAAUGUGGGGAUACUAAAAAGUUCAGACUAGUUCAUCAUAUUCUAUGGCAGACAGGUGCGAAGAGGUUGUCUUCUGUCUUGAGCAGAGGCACGUGCCUAAAAGGAAAAAUUGAAAGCAAAAAGCCAAAUGUUGUGCAAUAGCCUAUAGCUAGAGGGAUACACACACUGAUUGAAGAGAUUUCUUUCAGUAUAAUAUGAUUUGAAAAAUCUUGGUGUCACGGAUGAAUUAUUCACUCAGCAUUCUUGAGAACAUUAGCAUGUUCUUUUCUUUUCUUUUCUUUUUUCGUUUUUCUUAUACCCUAUUGUGGAAGCUAAUUCUCUAUCUUGAUCCAGCAAUAAUGACACAUAAUAGGAACAAGAAAUGUAAUUGAAAAUUUCUUGAAACCUGUUUUUGUGUGUGUGUGUGUGUAAAGCGAAGUAUUAUUAAAUAAAUGAUAUUUUAUUGUAUUUACAACAAGUAAA
Messenger RNA from Gastrolobium bilobum, 2454 nucleotides. Its product is annotated as pentatricopeptide repeat-containing protein At1g28690, mitochondrial. The transcript has a single exon. Bases 67 to 1644 code for a protein of 525 amino acids. Gene Ontology annotation, biological process: RNA modification. The record is from RefSeq and is a predicted model, not a curated record. Gene Ontology annotation, molecular function: protein binding; RNA binding. Lineage: Eukaryota; Viridiplantae; Streptophyta; Magnoliopsida; Fabales; Fabaceae.